Pseudocercospora fijiensis CIRAD86 is the source of this 906-nucleotide messenger RNA. RefSeq lists its product as uncharacterized. The annotation marks the transcript as partial. NCBI's taxonomy places the organism in Eukaryota, Fungi, Ascomycota, Dothideomycetes, Mycosphaerellales, Mycosphaerellaceae. The record is from RefSeq and is a predicted model, not a curated record. The transcript has a single exon.
ACGGUCGUAAUGUGGUUGUUGAACGUCAAGACUUGGAUGCUGAAGCAGAUCACAAAGGAAAGAGACUGGGCCCGGAAAUAUGCCAUCUUGUCACAUACAUGGACUGACGACGAAGUCGAUUUCCGAGACAUUAAUACCAACCUCAAAGUAGCAACCCAAAAGAAAGGAUAUGCGAAAAUCAAAUAUGCCUGUCGUCAAGCCGACAAGGAUGGUCUUAAAUAUGUCUGGAUUGACACGUGCUGCAUCGACAAGUCCAGCAGCGCAGAGCUUUCGCAGGCUAUCAAUUCAAUGUACAAGUGGUACACUAAUGCCAAAGUGUGCUAUGCUUACCUUUCCGACGUUAAGGUCGCUGGCCCUCGCAAUCCAGCGGAGGAGGAUACGCGCAAGCUUCUGGAGGGAAGUCGAUGGUUUACUCGAAGUUGGACUUUGCAAGAGCUGAUCGCACCUGACCAUGUCAUGUUUUUCGCUCAUGCAUGGCAAUCCAUCGGCACGAAGCACGAAAUGGUCGAUCUUCUCUCGUCAAUCACUGGCAUUGAUGCAGAUGUCUUGACACACCGGCAAGGUCUUCAUUCUAUCAGUGUCGCAAAAAGAAUGUCAUGGGCUGCUCAUCGUCAGAGCUCGCGUGAGGAGGACCAGGCAUACUCGCUUCUUGGCAUCUUUGACGUUCACAUGCCAAUGCUGUACGGUGAAGGCGAGAAGGCCUUCAUACGUCUUCAAGAAGAGAUCGUCCGCACAUCUUUGGAUCACUCCGUGUUCGCUUGGGAGACUUGGACUGAUGUAUUGGCAGGAACCCUGUUUUCGCCUUCUCCUUAUGGCUUCAGGGAUGCUGCUAAGGUCGAGAGCUGGACUGUGCCAGAACGCGACGAGUCUUUUGAGCUAUCGAACAAAGGACUGCGCAUCACACUA